Messenger RNA from Gavialis gangeticus (Gharial), 3743 nucleotides. It is a transcript of the gene TIGD4, whose product is annotated as tigger transposable element derived 4. NCBI's taxonomy places the organism in Eukaryota, Metazoa, Chordata, Crocodylia, Gavialidae. Gene Ontology annotation, cellular component: nucleus; chromosome, centromeric region. Gene Ontology annotation, molecular function: DNA binding; chromatin binding. The transcript has a single exon. Bases 992 to 2539 code for a protein of 515 amino acids. The record is from RefSeq and is a predicted model, not a curated record.
GGCAGCGCCACUCUAGCCAGCUGUUCUGGGCUCUAUCGUGCUGCCUGGCUGGCAGCGGCUGCCAUAGCAACCACAUCCGGAGCUGUUGCCGCGGCUUGCUGUCCGGUCCUGCCCGCGGGAGAGGCGGCAGCGCCCUGCCCUGCCCUGCCCGGGUCGGGUCGGCAGGGGAGCCGGCGCCGGCCCAGCCCGCCCUGCCUGGAGCGUCUCCAAGGCCAGUCCAUCCUUUCUUAUGGGGGGGAAUCUUUCUGUCCAUCCUUCCCUCUGUCCGUCGGGCCAGGGUGGGGGCCAUCAGGGAGUAGGGCACCCCAGGGAGACACUCCCUGGCAGCACCUCAUGGCACUCACAUGCUUGUUUCAUCUGGCUUCAGGGGCACGAGGGGAGAGGGGCGACGGCGGGCGGACCAGGGAUGUGGGGCACCCCGUUCCCGCUCUGGCGAGAGAUGCCGGACAGACGGUGCUGUGCCCGUGAAGAGGAGCUUCUUUAUCCAUGCGGAAAAAGGCCGGGAGAGCCUGCUGUUGGACCCAUGUGGGACUCCAGUUCUGGGACAGGAGCUACGUUAUGCGGAUGAAGAGAGGAUCCUGCCCAAAAUAAACUUGUAACAAGGCCCUGAACUGCUUCAGCAAUGGCAGAACAUCAACAUGCAGGCAACUGCAGUCCCGGUAAGGCCUGCCCUGCAGGGGAGGCAGAUGUGCAGAAUGAAUCUGGAAGGAACUUUUAAUCACUGCAUUCCCUCCUAAGCACCAACUUGGCUUUUUGGACUCUGCUUUCUAGAUCCGGGCAUUCAGAGGUUAAGAUGUGUUAAACGGGGAUUAACCUAUUGAGGGUAUCCAGAAAGAUACCAGUGACUUUACCAAGUUGCUGUUUACAGCAUGAUGACAGUGACCGCCGUAGGCAGACUUGAAAACCUGUCUAAUUAAAGAAGUUGAUAUCAGAAAGCGGCAGGGCAAGAGCACAUAUUUAUGUGUGGGUUUGUUAGGGAGUACUGGAUACCAUGGCAGAGACUUCAGUAGUAGAUCCCUCACCUUUACCUGUCAUAAGGAAAAAGAAAAGCUUAUCCAUUGAGGAAAAAAUUGACAUAAUAAGUGCAGUGGAAAGUGGCAAGAAAAAGGCAGACAUUGCUGCCAAGUACGGCAUAAAGAAGAAUUCGCUAUCUUCAAUUAUGAAGAAUAAAGACAAGGUUCUAGAAGCCUUUGAAUCCUUACGAUUUGAUCCAAAAAGGAAAAGAUUAAGAACUGCUUUUUAUACAGAUCUAGAAGAGGCAUUAAUGAAGUGGUACAGAAUUGCUCAGUGCUUAAACGUACCUGUAAAUGGUCCAAUGCUGCGUCUCAAAGCUAAUGACUUUGCCCAGAAACUUGGACAUAGUGAUUUCAAGUGUAGUAAUGGCUGGCUUGAUCGUUUUAAAUCAAGAUAUGGUUUAGUAUUCAGAUCUCAGCCUGUAGAAACUGGUGCUGCCGCCACACUGGAUACUUCAACUGUUUGGUACCAGAAUGUGCUUCCUUAUUAUUUAAAUGAUUACCAGCCCAAAAAUGUGUUUAAUGUAAAGGAGACUGGGUUGUUCUAUCGCAUGUUGCCUAAUAACACUUUUGCAUUUAAAGGGGAGACCUGUACUGUUGGAAAACUAAGCAAAGAGAGAAUAACGGUGGUUGUUGGUACAAAUAUGGAUGGCACAGAGAAACUUCCUUUGCUUGUUAUUGGGAAAAAUAAAAAUCCUCACUGCUUUAAAGAUGUGAAGUCGCUGCCUGUAGAUUACGAGGCAAAUGAUAUGGCGUGGAUGACUUCAGAAGUCUUUGAACAAUGGAUGCAUAAACUUGAUAAGAAGUUUCAAGCCCAGCAGAGGCGAGUAGUAAUUUUUAUUGACUCUUUCCCGGCUCAUCCAGAGGUAAAGAAUCUGAAGUCUGUUGAACUGGUAUUCUUUCCUUCAGACUCGUCUUCCAAAUUCAUAGCUAUGAAACAGGGAGUUAUCAAAAGUCUGAAAGUCAAAUACAGGCAUCGCCUUAUCAAAAGAUUUGUAGACUGUGUAGAAAGUAGUAAAGAGUUUACACUGACUUUGCUCGAUGCGGUUGAUAUGUUGCAUCUUUGUUGGAGGAAUGUAACUGCAAAGACUAUUGUUAAAAGUUAUAAAGAAGCAGGCUUCAAGUCACAAUCUGGGGAGAAUGAUAACAUGGAAACAGAGGUUGAAAAUGAUUUAGAUUUGAUUGCACACGCAUUGGCAGCUGGAGUAGAGUUUCCUGAAGGUUUGUCUUUGGAAGAAUAUGCAGCUCUGGAUGAUGAUCUAGUAACAUGUGAAAUGCCUACAAAUAAUGAAAUUAUAUGGGCCAAAGAAAGCACUUCAAAUAAAAUUUGUUUGUCUGUUUCUGAUGAUGAUGAUGAUGAAGGUGAUGGUUCACCAGGAACUGAACAACCUUUGCCAUCAAAAAACGAGGCUCUGAGUGCCUUAGAUACUCUAAGAAGAUAUCUCAGAAGUCAAGACUUAAAUGAUUCUCUUCAUAAUUCCCUAGCAGACCUAGAGAAUUUUAUUCAACAUGUAACAUCUAAAUGAGGGGGAGUGUGCUUUAAUGUUUCGUAAAAUAUCUACUUAACCAGUUAAAAGCUAGGUAUUGUGUAGCAAGUGUUGCUGCAAGAUUCUCUCUGGUUGGUCUUAACAGAAAUGCCAGGUAUAAUUAAAAAAUUUAGAGUAAUCAACAAACAAGGCUCUCACCUGAGCUGUUCCAAGGAUUAUGGGAUGAGAAAGUAAAAUGGGUGGGUAUUAAGAUGGAGAUUCUACCUUAGCAGCUGUGGUAGGCACAGCAGAAGCAAAAAUGAUUAUUCACCUAAUAAAUGUAAACAGAUUAAAAUUAUACUCUUUGUUCAUGAAGGGUGCUAGCCUUUUCUUACAGGAGUAAUCUGACUGAAUUUUUUAGAACUAUUUACAAUAUAUUGGUAAAGACCUACCUGGUUCGGUUUUGGGAAUUACUUCUUUUUAUAAAGUACAAAAGAAAAAAAGGACAAAAUAGACUUGAGCAUUUUGUAAAGAAACGAGAUAACAUUUCCUUUCCUUGUUACACAAUCAUAGUCAUAAUUUAUUUUUUGGGUGAGAAACUCUGCAGAAUUAGAGGCAUAGAUAGGGUUUGUUUUGUUUUCUUACAAAAGCUUUCUGGGGCCUGUAUAUACAUACAUGCACAGCCAUACAACAAAGUGUGAAAAGACAAAACAAACACAAAUAAAGGAACAAAAAAAGUGACUCAUUAUUUGAUGGGUUACUUGUCGUAAGAGGAUGAAAUGGAAGAUCAUGUAACUUCAUUUCAGGUGCUGGGUAUCUGAAAUUUAGGGUUGAUACCCUUCUACAUUACUCUUACAUUUUUCUAUGACAGAAAAAUUAUUGCUCGAUUAUGCAGUAUCUGCAUUAGAAAUUUUGCUAAACUUUUCUAGUGUUUACUAUACUUGGUAAUAAUGAAACAAAUAAAGUACUUAAAUUUAUAGCACUACCUGUUAAAUGUUACAAAGCAGGGACACUUUUCCUGUAGUAGGACUUUUUUGAAAUAGUGCAAACUCCUAGUGUAGACACAGUUGACACAGUCAGUACAGUUUGCUUUGGUUUGGCUUACUAGGUGUGAGUUUGCAUCGGUGCAGCUACACUCAUGGCUAAAAUCUCAGUAUGGGUGAAGCCAGGUUUAUGAAACUUAAAAAAAUAAAUAAAAUGUUUGUGCAUUUUUUAACAUACUUAGAAUAGUUUUUGGUUAAUUGAAAUUGACUUUUUAAAAGUU